Molecule: messenger RNA, 345 nt
Organism: Eimeria necatrix
Lineage: Eukaryota; Apicomplexa; Conoidasida; Eucoccidiorida; Eimeriidae
Exons: 5
Coding region: 1-345 (114 amino acids)
Biological process (GO): microtubule-based movement; mitotic cell cycle
Cellular component (GO): microtubule
Molecular function (GO): microtubule binding; ATP binding; plus-end-directed microtubule motor activity
Source: RefSeq, a predicted model, not a curated record
AUGGAGGCCGCGGCAGAGGCGCUGCAGCUAGAGGCAGCUGACGCCCCCAAGCUUGAGCGCGUCCGGGUGGCUGUGCGCGCCACACAGGCUGAGGUGUAUAGGGACCUCGCGUCGGACAUUGUUGAAAGUGUAAUGGAGGGUUUUAAUGGCACAAUAUUUGCCUACGGGCAAACUGGAACUGGCAAAACCUACACAAUGUUUGGAGGCGAGGGAGAAGAAAAAGGAAUAACCCCGAGGGCCUUUUCAGCUAUUUUCAACAGCAUUCAAGAAGCCUCCGACAUGACGUUUCUGGUGCGGGCCUCUUUUCUUGAGUUGUACAACGAGGAGACUCUGAUGCUAAACUAA